This is a messenger RNA of Symbiodinium natans, 1815 nucleotides long. The record is from the annotation of a GenBank genome assembly. NCBI's taxonomy places the organism in Eukaryota, Dinophyceae, Suessiales, Symbiodiniaceae.
AUGGCCACAAGCCCUCCUCAGGAGGCGUUUUGGGACGUGUUCCCCAACUUCUUGAACGACCCGCAGACGGCCGAAAUCUUCAAAAACAUGCCGGAGGAUGCCGAUGAGUGGCACCGCCUCCAUGCCAGCAGGAACGGCAGCAUCGUCCCGGGAAGCAAGGAUGAGCUGAGAUUGCGGGUGGACAGCAGCUCUACGUUGGCCCAAAGUCUACUUGCGCUCUUCGACAUCAACCCUGUUUGCAGCAUCUGCGGUCAGCAGGAUGGCCGGACCAACUUCAAUGGGCACCUGAAGUCCAACAGUGGUCAGCACUUCCCGGUCCUCUGGGCGAGGCAGGAGAAGUUGAAAAAAAGCGGCGUCCCUGAACAAGACCUGCCAAAUAGUUUCUGGCAGCAUUGGGUUACCUUACUGGGCGAGUUCGCCUUCAACCACCUCACCGGUGAUCUCAUCGGCAGGAGGAGUCGCUUCCAGCUCGGCCUUGUGGUAAAUCGGCCCGAGGAGCUCCCAGAAGCGGGGAAAUGGAUCAGAGUCUGCUCACCAGCAUCUUCGAAGUUCCAGCCGGAGCAGGACGCCGCCUCCUGGGCGCAAGCUUGGACUGCGACCUGCUCCGGUAGGCCUGCUUGGCGGGAGAUGAUGAAGCGGCCAGCGAGGCGCCUGGCGGAGAUCUUGCAGUACAACGGCCUGCCCGACAAUCCUUGCAACAUAUGCGGGUCCAAUGGCUCCAUGUAUGAGAACGCGCUCCGGGGACCGAGGCACUACAGCCUCCUUUACCAGGUGCCUGGACUACCCGAAGACCCACGUCGGUAUCAAAGUUGGCAACUGCCCGCCGGCGAGGUCGUGUUCGACCACGUCACGGGCGAGAUCCGAAUGUUGCGCUCGGCUCAGCGGACCUCGUCUUGGUGCGCGCCGCAGCCCUUCAUGCCACCGCAGCCUCAGGAGCCCACGGCAGCACCACAAGCGCAGCCCACCGCGCACGCUGCACGGCAGGACUAUGCGCCGCAGCCCUCCGCGGGAGCUACACAGCAGGCCUUUCAGCCACAUCAGCAUGUGCCACAGCCCACCGCAACAGCAGCAGGACCACCACCACCACCCGAACCACAACAACAUGCCACGCAACAACAUUCCCAGGACUAUGCGCCGCAGCCCUCCGCAGGAGCUACACAGCAGGCCUUUCAGCCACAUCAGCAUGUGCCACAGCACACUGCAACAGCAGCAGGACUACCACCACCACCCGAACCACAACAACAUGCCACGCAACAACAUUCCCAGGACUAUGCGCCGCAGCCCUCCGCGGGAGCUACACAGCAGGCCUUUCAGCCACAUCAGCAUGUGCCACAGCACACUGCAACAGCAGAAGGACCACCACCACCACCCGAGGCCUUUGCACCACAACAACAUGCCACGCAACAACAUUCCCAGGACUAUGCGCCGCAGCCCUCCGCGCGAGCUACACAGCAGGCCUGUCAGCAACAUCAGCAUGUGCCACAGCCCACCGCAACAGCAGCAGGACCCCCACCGCCACCGGAGUUCGUGCUAAUGCAGCAGCCUGCAGCGCUUGAACCCGCCUCGCCGCGGCCCGCCGCGCGCGCUGCCCAGCAGGAAGCCGUUGCAGCCUCCCAAGCACCGCCAGCGCAGCCUCCUCUGCCGGCACAGGUCCGGGCGUCCCUGGCAUCGCUUCAGGAGCUCGUGGACGACCCGAUCCCAAUCUUCUAUGAGUACCAGGAUCCGGCCACGGGAGGUUGCUGGUGGUGGAACGCCGAGACGGAGGAGGCUCGCUUUGUGCAUCCGCUAGCGCCGGCUCUGGUGCUGAGGGGCUGA